Saprolegnia parasitica CBS 223.65 is the source of this 576-nucleotide messenger RNA. RefSeq lists its product as hypothetical. Gene Ontology annotation, molecular function: oxidoreductase activity, acting on the CH-OH group of donors, NAD or NADP as acceptor. The transcript is spliced from 2 exons. Bases 1 to 576 code for a protein of 191 amino acids. The record is from RefSeq and is a predicted model, not a curated record. NCBI's taxonomy places the organism in Eukaryota, Oomycota, Saprolegniomycetes, Saprolegniales, Saprolegniaceae.
AUGGCCUCCAACGACAUCUACCACGGUCAAGCCGCCCACGAGCCCGGCCUCGACGUCAAGCCGCACUCGUAUGCGGCCAAGCCGUUCGACGAAGAGUACGACAUUGAGGUCAAGUGGGCUGUCGCGCUCGGUGCCGAAGUCACGGCGCUCUCGUCGUCGGCGGCCAAGGAAGACGAGUGCAAGAACGUGCUCGGCGCGCACCACUACCUCAACUACAGCGACCCGGAGGCUGUCAAGGCGGCGGCGCAGUCGUUUGACAUUCUGCUCUGCACGUCGUACGGCGACAAGACCAACUGGGAUUUUCUCUUUAGCCUCGUCGCAACGGAAGGCAAGUUUAUCCUCGUGGGCCUCCCGGAGAAGCCGAUUUCGUUCAUGGCGUUCUCGGUCGUGCCGCGUCAGAUCACGUUUGUCGGGUCGCUCAUCGGGUCGCCCGAGACGAUCGAAGAGAUGCUGGAGUUUGCUGUCGAGAAGAACGUGCGCUCGAUCGUGCAGGUGAUGCCCAUGGCCGAAGCGUCCGCUGCGUUGAAGAAGGUUCGUGCCGGCGAUGUCCGCUUCCGCAUUGUGCUUCAAAACUAA